Dovyalis caffra is the source of this 966-nucleotide messenger RNA. The record is from the annotation of a GenBank genome assembly. Lineage: Eukaryota; Viridiplantae; Streptophyta; Magnoliopsida; Malpighiales; Salicaceae.
AUGGCCAAUUUCUUUGAGAUUUCUUCUUUCAAAACAAGCAAAUUUGAGACGGUAAUUUGGGCUGUGAAGUUGGUGCUUCUCACUGUAGGGAUCAUUUCCACUUUUAUUUUGUUCAAAGUGGCUGUAAUUCCUUACACAUUUAAUCUAAUUCUCUCAACUCUUCCUAGCGUAUGGAUCUCCCUCCGUGCCUGGUCAUCGCCACCCUAUAUCUACAUCAUCCUCAACUUCAUCAUAAUCAUCAUUGCUGCUUCCUCCACAUCUGAACACCCAAACCCCAGCACCAAAUCAUCCUAUUUUGUUACUAAGAAACACAAAAGCCAAAAGAAAAGUAGCACCCAGCAUCUUAAUUAUAUCUGGCAAGAGCAUGGCAUAGACGAAGAGGAAAAACAAUUGGAUACAACUUUGUCCUUUGAGAAAGACAUAGAUCCAUCUCAGGAUUAUGGCUCUCUUGACACUUUCUCGACAGAUCCUGACAAAGAACUGCAACAAAAGGUGAGAACAGACCCAUCUCAGGAUUCUUGCUUGACAGACUCUGCUAAAGAACAGCAAGAGAAGAUCAUCAUUGGCACAGAGCCACUGCAACCAGAGGCAGAUCAGCAGGAAACCCUGGAGGACACAUGGACAUUAAUCAUGGAGAAGCAAGGGAAGCCACCAACAAGGCAGUUAAAGAAGAGUGGCACGUGGGACACACCUCCAAAGGUGCUGCAAAAAGCUAAUGGGGUGAUUACCGUUGCUGAUGGCGGUGGCGUCGAUGACAAUGAUCCGGUUACUUGGGCUAGAAGAGAACUGAAGAAAUCAGAUACGUUCAACGAUUCUGUUACCUUGAAAAGGGAGAAAUCAAUGAGUCAUGACGAGUUGAAUCGGCGAGCAGAAGAGUUCAUUAGAAAGUUUAAUUACGAGAUGAGGCUUCAAAGGCAGGAAUCUGAACAGCGUGUCAGGGAAAUGGUUCGUGGUGGGGUCUGGUAG